Molecule: messenger RNA, 3690 nt
Organism: Sordaria macrospora k-hell
Lineage: Eukaryota; Fungi; Ascomycota; Sordariomycetes; Sordariales; Sordariaceae
Cellular component (GO): plasma membrane
Molecular function (GO): calcium-activated cation channel activity
Source: RefSeq, a predicted model, not a curated record
AUGGAGUGGUUGUCAGAGUUCCAUACCCACUUGUGGAAAAGGGCAGCCGAAGAACUAUUGAACAAGAGAGAGUUUAAACUUCCCAUAAACGAAAGCGAUGACAGCAGAGUCGGCUCCGCCCGCGAUGGCUCAAACGGUGGCACUGUCUCCCAAGUCGUGGGCGACCACGACAAAGACCCAGCGUCAUUGAGCGCCCUUGGUAGCACCUUUGUUCCCGUACUCAUCUACGCCGGCAUUUGUUUGCUCAUCUUCUUUGCAUGUCGGAGGACCAGUACGAGGACGUAUGCGCCUAGGACUAUUAAACAGUUGCGCGAGCCUGAGCAUCCGGCUCCCAAACUGCCCAAUGGGUGGUUCGACUGGAUAAUACCGUUUUGGAAAAUCGAUGAUGAUUACAUCCUCAACAAUUGCUCGUUGGACGGGUACCUGUUCCUCAGGUUUCUGAGGAUCUUGUCGGUUAUUUGCUUCGCUGGACUGGUGAUAUCAUGGCCUAUCUUGCUGCCUAUCAAUGCCACCGGAGGAAAUGUGCAGAGGCAGCUGGAUAAGUUGACCAUGGGCAAUAUCAAGCUGCCGAGCAAGUACUACGCGCAUGUGGUGGUGGCUUGGUUGUUUUUUGGUUUCGUGCUGUUUAUGAUCUGCCGAGAAUGCAUCUACUACAUCAACUUACGCCAGGCAUACCUGCUUUCGCCGAACAUGAGCAAGCGAUUAUCGGCUAGGACGGUGCUGUUUACGUGUAUCCCGAAACCAUAUCUGGACGAGGCGAAGCUACGAAAACUGUUUGGCGACUCGGCGAAGAACAUCUGGAUCCCGAAAAACACCAACUACCUCCGCGGCCUAGUGGAGGAUAGAGAUGAUGUAGCGGAACGGUUGGAAAAGGCGGAAAUCGAACUCAUCAAAAAGGCGAAUACGAUCCGGAUGAAGAACAUCAAGGAAGGAAAGGGCGCGCCAGCAUUCUCGGACGAACUCACGACCGACGACCCACAAUCUUCAAAGACAUCGUCCUUCUCCUUGCAGGACUCGAACGAAUCGACCCAGGAUGGCGAUCUAGAGAAGGGAACUAAAACCGACCCGAUUCGAAUCCGCAUGUCCGAACGCCGAACCGAAGUGCCACCGGUUCCCGUCGAUGAAACCGAAACCCCAGCGACGCUACCCGGCGAAGACCCCGGCGCCCCCAAAAAGCCCGAAGAAGACGAUCUUGGUCCCGAAUAUCAACACCCCUACGGCUACUCUUCUUCCCUCCCCGACGUCCGCGGCUCCGUCGCAGCCAUUUUCCUCCGCGCGAAUGACCGACCCCACCACCGACCUUUGCACAACUUCGGCCGACGCGUUGACACCAUCCGCUGGACUCGAGCCCGCUUGAAGGUCCUCAACCGCGACAUCUGGAAACUCCGCCGCAAGUUCCGCUCCGGCGACGGCCAACCUCUUUCCUCCGCCUUCAUCGAAUUCGACUCCCAAGCCUCCGCCGAAGCCGCCUACCAGAUCCUAGCCCACCACCAACCAAUGCACAUGUCCCCGCGCUACAUCGGCGUGCGCCCCGAACAAGUAAUCUGGUCGUCCCUGCGCAUCCGCUGGUGGGAGCGCAUCAUGCGCCAAUUCCUCAUGCUCGCGCUGGUAGUGGUGGCCAUCAUCUUCUGGUCCUUCCCCUCCGCGGCCGUCGGUAUCGUCAGCAAUAUCGACUUCUUAGCCGAAAAGGUGCCCUUCCUCUUUUGGAUCCCGUUACUCCCCAAGGUCAUCGUGGGCGUCAUUAAAGGUCUGUUACCUGCCAUGGCGCUAAGCAUGUUGAUGGCCAUCGUCCCCGCCGGACUGCGAGUCUGCGCUAGGGUAGCCGGUUGUCCGUCCCACGCGCUGGUGGAGCUGUACUGCCAGAGCGCGUACUUUGCGUUCCAGGUCGUGCAGGUCUUCUUGAUCACGACCAUCACGUCCGCGGCCUCGGCGGCCAUUAUCCAGGUUAUCAAGGAACCGCUUAAAGCGCCGGAUAGGUUGGCGGAGAACUUGCCCAAGGCGAGCAACUUUUACUUGUCGUAUAUUCUGGUGCAGUGUCUCGGUGCGGGCGCGGCCAAGCUGGCGAACGUGGGCGAUUUGUUUCGUCAUGAUGUGGCUGCCAAGUUCGCGGUCGAUCCGAGGAAGAGUUAUAACCGGUGGAGGAAGUUGACGCCGAUUCAUUGGGGAGCGGUAUACCCCCGUUUCACGAACAUGGGCGUCAUUGCCCUGGCGUACUCCUGCAUAAGCCCGCUGAUUCUGGUGUUUGCUGGGUUCGGGAUGCUCUUCGUCAGCUACGUCUAUCGGUAUUCGCUGAUCUACGUCCAUGAUGACUCAGAGCUUGAUACCAAGGGGCUGCUAUACCCAAGGGCACUACUCCAUCUCAUGGUCGGCCUGUACAUCGCCGAGAUCUGUCUCAUUGGCCUCUUCGCGCUCAAGAAAGCCUUUGGCCCUAUGCUCCUAAUGAUCCUCUUCUUCGGCUUCUGCGCUAUAACGCAUUGGUCCCUCAGCUCAGCCCUCUCUCCUCUCCUCGCCAGUCUACCCCAAACCCUCGCCUUGGAAAAACAGCACGGCCAAAUCGCCGAAGACGGCGACGGCGACGGCGACGACCACGUCAACCCCACCCUCGCCGAGCCUACUCCCGGCACCGGUGGCGGCCUAGCAGCAGAUUACUACAACGACCCCACGCCCGGUAUCCCCGCCGAAGUCAUCGGCGGUUCAGCAGCCGAUUACUACGGCUCUACCUCCUUCGACUACUCUGACCCUUCCACCGACGACCCCGAACCCCCCGGCCUCUACGAUGAUGACUUCUCUUCCGGCCCCGAUGGCACAGGCCAACGCAUGCGCGGACUAGAAGGAUCUUCUUCAAUCCGGCACUCCUUGACGCAACUAGCCAAGUCCACUUUAAAAUUGCAACUAUCAACCCUAAAAGCAUCAGCAAACGGCACCGGUCCCCCCGGCCGAUUAUCUCACCUUACCAGGUUCUUGUAUAAAAUCCAUCGCUUCCUAACGCCCGAUCCGACAAUCGAGAACCCAAAUCGCGUCCAAAGGUGGUUACAUCCCUCCGUCUACGCAGACUUUAGGUCCCUCGCCAAAAAAAUCGGGCAAGGGCCGGGACCGGAUAAUUGGGAAUUACCUAGGGGGUAUGAGAAUAAAAGGGGAUACUUUCCGGAAGAAAUGUGGAAGCCUGCUCCCAAGCUUUGGAUACCAAAGGAUGACGGGAGGGUAAGCAGGCAGGAGGUGAGACAUUGUAGGGAGGCGGGGGUUUGGUGUACUGAUGGGGGGUGUUGGUUGGAUGAUGGGAUGGGAGGGGCGCCGUGGGAGGUGCGGAGGAGGGAGAUUGAGGAGGAAGAGAGGAGGAGGGAGGAGGAGGAGGAAAAGGAGAGGGAGAGGAUAGAAAUGGAGAAACGGAAGCGGAAAGAGGAGAUGGAGGAACACGAAGGUGAGGAGGGGGAUGGAGUUAAGGACCCUGGUGAAAAGGGAAUAAUAAACACGGAAGCAGUUGCCGAGGUGGGCAAGAAAGUGAAGGGGAUAUGGAAGGGGGUACAUAAAGAGGCGGCGAAGGUGGGAAAUCAGGCAGCUAAGGUUGGGAAGGAAGCCGCGAAGGUUGGAAAGCAAGCCGCGAAGGUCACGGGGAGAGUGAAGCCGGGGAGGGUGAGGGUGAGGUUUAUCGUGGAGGAUGGCCCGAUGGGCGAGGAGAGGUGGUUGUUCUGA